UAAUAGUACAGUGGUAUACGUACCGUAAUUGUUCAGUAUUAUGACAUUGAAAGUGGUCGUUUUGGGUGCUACUGGAAAAACUGGUUCACAAGUUGUUGACGAAGCUUUAAUCCGAGGUCAUCAUGUCGUUGCCAUUGUUCGAAAUCCGUCAAAAAUAACGCAGAAACACGCAAAUUUAAAGGUGGUUUCGGGAAAUGUGAUGUCCGCUGAAUUUCUAGCUCAACAAUUUCAAGAGCAGGAUGUUGUUAUUUCGUGUAUAGGCACAAAUACGCCAACUUUAUUCAAAGUUACUCUAUAUACAGAUACCAUGAGAAGCAUCCUAGAGGCCAUGCGAACAGCCGGAGUUAAACGACUCGCUACUGUUACAGCUUGGGGAACAAAAUAUGACCCCAAAGAUCAUGGACCAUUCUGGAUGGAGUGGCUGCUAAAUACAUUCCUCAUUGGUAGAAUUCUUACCAACAUGUCGGAAAUGGAGGAUAUGAUAAUGGCAUGCGCACAACAGAACGACGAUAUUAAAUAUACGGUUGUGCGUCCUCCUGGUCUGAAAGACGCUCCAAUGACAGAUAAAUUGAUUAUUGCAGAGGAGCGUAAUGUUCUGCAUCAAACGCCAUAUUUCAUCUCUCGUGCGGAUGUUGCUAGAUUUAUUCUGGAUUCCCUUGAAGGUGAUCAGUGGCAUAAUAAGGCCGUAGCGAUAGGAACAGAAUCUUAAUACUACAGGCCAAAUUCAUUUGUUUAUUUAUUUACCAAAGAGCAAAAACAAAUCUACCUUGUACGCGUACGACGAUCUAACGUUUGUCGUCGGUGGUUUACACACUGAACAUAAUAAUUAUAACAAUAGUAAUAAUAUAAAAGUAUUACAAAAAUAAAUUAGUAUGACAAACGGUAUUAGAAAGUGUGUGGGCCAGUAUUAGUCACAUUAUAUUGAUACAAUGUUUAUUAUAUUUUAAAGAAAUUAGACUAAUAUUUAAGUUAUCUAAUGGCAAUUUAUUCCGAAAAUUUUGAGCCUCUAAAAGAAAUAAAGCUCUCAGUACAGAAACCUAGAUCAUUCACAUAAUUAGCUAUAGCUGGCCAUGUCUUUCAUUCAUUCAUUUUUUAAAAGAAAUAUAUUAAUAUAUAAAAACAAAUAUAAAACAUUAAAGGUACCUUUAUCAUGUACAGAUAAAUACGGGCACCAGAAUAAAAUCCACAGAGGGCGUUAAGC
Messenger RNA from Anneissia japonica, 1201 nucleotides. Its product is annotated as flavin reductase (NADPH)-like. Lineage: Eukaryota; Metazoa; Echinodermata; Crinoidea; Comatulida; Comatulidae. The record is from RefSeq and is a predicted model, not a curated record. The transcript has 4 exons. Bases 41 to 709 code for a protein of 222 amino acids.